AAAAAAAAAAAAAAAAAAAAAGAAAAAUAUGAACGUUCAAUCUGAAGUCAACUAACUUUUGUUUAUAUCAAUUUAGAGAUGUCAAUGGAACAUAUAUUAAAAAACAAAAGUUUAGAUUCAUUAAUGAUAAUCCAUAUUAAUCAUUUAUAUUGCAUUUACAUAGAUAUUAUGAAAAAUUGUAGAAAAUUAUAAAUUAUAAAAGUACAAUAUCUAUUAAGAAAUAUAUUCGUAUAUUGGAUUUGGCGUUUUAAAGCAUAAAUUAACUUGUGCAUCAAAGUUUUGUAAAGAUCUUUACUAAUAAAUCGAAAAAGAAUAUAAUACGUGACAAUGUCGUUCAUGAGCCAACAAAAUCAGUUGCACCAUCCUAACUUUAAGGAUAUGGCGCUUAAUCUUUUAAAAGGUGUGACAUCGUCAAGCAACAAAUUAGUUUUAAGACAAAUCAAUGCUCCGCCUUUAGAUUCCUCUACCGAAAUGUUAAACGAAAUUGGUACUACGGAUCAGGCAAUUGGAGACGUUACAGCAGAGAUUAUGAUAACGACAAUUGGAAAAAUACCGAGCGAAAUGUAUUACCUAGAAGAUACUUUAUCCAAUGUACAAACAAAUAUAGGUCAAACAACUGUAUCCCAUUCGAUGACAGAUGUUAUACAUACCACGAUGGAAAACAAUGUCAUUGUGACUGGACAUAAUACGGCUCGUUCCGUAGUCUUUCUGAUAUUAACCAUCGCAUGUUUGAUUCUAUUAUUUUUAUGUUGCAUCACGGCAUGUAUGAUUUCCAAAACAAGAAGGAAAAGUUACUUUUUUAGCAGAAACGAUAUCGAUUGUGACCCAGAAUGUAAUGGAUUAAAUCGGCCACUUCUUCGAACGGAAAAAAUAUCAGAUGCAACCAGUAAAACGAGUAGUAGCUACUUGAAAAAAUGAUUAAUUAUCGAGAUAUAUCAAAGCGUAAAAAGUGUCUAAUGUUCAUACUAAAAAUGGACGUCUUAGAAAUUUCGCGCCAGAAAUGCUAACUACUCUAA
Molecule: messenger RNA, 1016 nt
Organism: Vespa velutina
Lineage: Eukaryota; Metazoa; Arthropoda; Insecta; Hymenoptera; Vespidae
Exons: 3
Coding region: 328-918 (196 amino acids)
Source: RefSeq, a predicted model, not a curated record